AUGUCUACCAAGUAUCUUGUCCAGCCGUUUUCUGGCAAGGAUGGUGAAGACCUAGAGGAAUUCUGGGCAAAUUUUUUAGUUUUGGCCACUGCCAAGGAAUGGUCCGACGAAGAUGCACGCAUGCAACAUCUACCUUUAUAUUUGCAGGGCGAUGCAUUUCGAGUGUUUGCUCGUAUGGCAGAGAGUGACAAAAGCAAACAAGCAGAGGUCAAGAAAGUUUUAGUGAGUGCGUUCAGUGUGACGCCGUCCAGAGCGUAUGAUUUGUUCAAGCGCCGUUGUUUGCGUGUGGAUGAAAGUGUCGACGCGUAUGUGGCCGAUUUGCAGCGUUAUUCAGCGCUGUCGGGGCACAAACCGGGUGGUGCCGCCAGCAAGGAUCCGAUCGUGAUCGAGCAACUGAUCGCUGGCCUACAGCCCGAAUUUGGCCGCCAGCUGAGAAUGUCGCUGGCUGGCCAAGAGCUGACGAUACCUGCGUGUCUAGAGCGUGUGCGUGCGCUCAGAGCCAGUGUCACCGAUGCUUGGUACACAAGCAGGUUCAGCCAGAGCGUUUCUGCUAGUGCCAGUACCAGUAGUUACAGUGGAGGUGUACACCGACCUCGCAGUACUGUUGUCUGCUAUAACUGUAAUCAGCCUGGGCAUGUCCAGCGUAACUGCCCAGAGUUCAAGAAGAAGCAGAAGCCCCGUUUCAGUGGACCACUAGUGUGCCACUUUUGUGAUCAGCCUGGUCAUGCAAAGCCAGCGUGCCCUGAGAGAAGGAAGUGGCGAGAAGCCAAGGCAGCAGAACGUGUGGCAGCUGCUGGUACGUCGCAUAGUAGCAGUGACAAGUGCCUGUGUGCGGUGUCCACUGAAGCUGCCCCCUUGCCGAGGAUCUAUGUGGACGUGGAGUCGGCCAAGCCGGAUGACUGGUGGCGUGGAGAGGCCAUGCUGGACACCGGGUCGGCUCGCACGCUAGUGUCGUCUGGCUUUAUACGUGCGGCUAAGAUGCGCAGCCAAGUGUCGGCGGUAAAGCAGGAGAAGCUCCUCGCCCUGGAUGGCGAAGCCCUGCCGAUUUCGGGGUCAAUUUCACUAACGAUUCGUCGCCUGGAUGGACCCGUAAAUUUGCCACCUACCCGUGUUGUUGCGUUUGUAGUUCCUGAGCUGUCGGUUAUUAAUGCUGACCUGUUGCUGGGAUCUGACCUUGUCCGUGCCAUCGGUGGCGUCAGGUUGCAGUACUCUGAGUCAGGUGAUCUGCGGUCCGUGUUGUUUGGUUCGUCAACCGCCAGUAACCCUGAGCCUGUGUCGUCUGUCGUUAGUGAUGCUCUGCAGUCGCCGGAUCAGCACCCGUCUCGGCAUGUUAGCGUGGUGCAAGACGGUGAGGACGUGACGCUAUCUGUUGAGGAUGGUCAGAUAAAGUGGCUAGCAGCUGAGCAGUGUUGGCAGGCAGCAUGGAGGUGGAAGGACGACAAGCCACCUACCGGACGCAUCGGCAGCGGCAUUGGGGAGUACCCCCGGAAACUUAGUGAUGAUCAAGAGAAGCUGUUCCAGCAAGAAGUGGACUCCUGGAUCAGCAACGAAUGGCUCGUCGAGCAUGACGAAGAGGUACACGGAGCUCCUGCUGCAAUUCUACCAUGGCUUGCGGUCAGCCAGGAGCACAAGCCUACUACACCUGUUAGGUCUUGCCUCGAUUACCGUGCGCUGAACCGUGCCCUCGUGUCUCAGCCCGGUAUGGAUGCCUCCGUGUCUGGCGAGAAGUUGCGUGAGUGGCGUACGCACGAUGCCAACGAGUAUGAGAUGUUGGAUAUUCGAAAGGCCUAUCUGCAAGUCCGUAUGUCACCUGAGUUGCUACGGUAUCAGUGCGUGAAAUGGAGGGGAAAGCUGUACGUGAUGACCCGCAUGGCUUUCGGGUUAAGCGUUGCACCGAAGUUCAUGGACGUGAUAGUCAAGUGGUGCACGCGCGAUCACGAUGGUGUUGACAAUUACGUUGACGAUCUGUACGUCCUGAAACCGCAGACAAAGGCUGUUGCGGAUACCCUCGAGCGCUAUGGCCUGCGCACGAAGCCAGCUGAGCCCGCCAGUUCCGCACGAGUACUCGGACUUCAGCUGUUUACGGGCCAAUAUGGUCAAACCCGUUGGAAGCGUCGAGACGGAGUGAGUCUCGAGUGUGGCAAGCUGACCAAGCGUGGUGUAUUCUCGUGGUGCGGCCGACUGGUGUCGCACUAUCCCGUGUGCUCGUGGCUACGACCUGCCUGCAGCUUUCUGAAGUGCCUAGCAUGUCGUGAUGGUGGUGGUUGGGAUGAUGACGUCCCCAAUGAUGUGGUAACCUGUUGUGCCGAACUAGCAAGUCGCGUCCAAGAUGAGGAUCCGGCCACAGGCGUGUGA
Molecule: messenger RNA, 2355 nt
Organism: Sycon ciliatum
Lineage: Eukaryota; Metazoa; Porifera; Calcarea; Leucosolenida; Sycettidae
Exons: 1
Coding region: 1-2355 (784 amino acids)
Molecular function (GO): nucleic acid binding; zinc ion binding
Source: RefSeq, a predicted model, not a curated record